UUGACAAUGCCAAAGAUUUAUUUCAUUCCUAUUUCAUACACAUUUGGAACAAAGUUAAACAUGAAAAGGUGAUAAACAAGGGUUUAACUGCCCUUAGAAAUAAUAUUAUGAUACAUCAGUGGGUGUGAUAGGACUUGUUAAAACAUCUAACUUAUGGCCAAUACUCAAAACAAAUAGAAUUGAGACCUUGUAACUUUCAGGGCGUGAAUUCAAGAAGUCCCAUCUCCAUUUCCUACUGCUCUGAUUCUCAGACUCUCUUUGUGCCUUUUCUGUUUUAGGUACUCUGACAUGAGGUGAUGUGUGAGUCCUUGAUGAAGAAAUCAGACGGUGGUGCUUCAGUCUAACUCUCCAGUGGCUUUACAGCUCAAUAACUACUGUCAAGGUGUCUAUGGACCAGGCACUCUGCUAUUCAGUACCCAAUGGUGGUUGUUCUAGGUCGCUCCCAGGUGUGGAUCCCUUUAAGCAAAUGACUGAAGCAGAACAGUGCUUGAAUACAGAAAACUUCCUGAGUAUAUAAAAAGAAAAAACAUACUAUCUGCAGGCAAUGUCAUCACUCUGCUUUGUGAUGUGGUUAAACCAGGGGUCCAGGCUGAUGAACUUGUUCUAUCACCACAACACAGGGCAGCCAUGAAGUCUGCACCAUCACCCUCUCUAUCCUCCGCCAUGAGUGUAUCUGUUAGCUGAUAGUAUGUCAUCAACAGCACAGUGGCAUCUAGCAUCUGCUGCUUCACCACCUCAAUAAAACCUAGCUGGACUAUUCGGUCUGUGUUGUGAAAAUGGCAGAAGAGAGUUUCCAGCUCAGACCUGUCAACAGCAAAGAGUGCGCAGAGGACAACAAGCUCCAUCCAGCUGAUUUCCCAAUACAAUCACUAGCAUCCCUCCAUCUCAGGGACAAGGCUGUGGUCAUCAAUGAGAGCGCCAACCAUAUGGGAGAUAAUCCAGAGCCCCCCUCUGUGUUUCCCAUGAUGAUGUCAUCAACCCUUAACCAAUCACAACAGCAGACAGACAUAUCCAUGACUACUAGGCCUGAACCUUCACCAGCAGAUCAAGAGUUCUUGGAGCGUGAGGUGGGCCAAAACGACAGCGGGGCACGGUCCCACAACCCGACAGCGUUCCUGCAGGACCUUUCUUCCCUUCUUGAUCAUGAUGAUGCGUUUCCAUCCUUGAGAAACAACGUCACCAAGGAAGAUCUUCAACCUAAGAACAACAUAACCAAAGCAAUGGCAACGUGUGACUCCAGUUCUGAUGACAAUUACUUGUCCAAUGCUGAGUGGUACUGGGGCAGCGUCUCAAGAGAGGAAGUAAAUGAGAUGAUGAGAAACACUCCUGAUGGCACAUUCCUGGUCCGAGAUGCUUCUAGCCGGGUAAAGGGGGAAUAUACUCUGACACUAAGAAAAGAUGGUUCCAACAGACUGAUAAAGAUUUUCCAUCAUGGGGGAAAAUAUGGCUUCUCUGAGCCACUGGCCUUCCCUUCUGUGGUGGAUCUGAUCCAGUAUUACCAGAAUAAAUCACUAGCCCAGUACAACUCCAAACUGGACACACGGCUACUUUACCCCAUAUCCAGAUACCAACAGCAGCAGGUUGUGAUGGAAGUUGACAUUAAUGCAGUUGGAGAACAGCUGAGGAUAUUUCAGGAUCAAUACAAAGAGAAGAGCAAAGAGUAUGACCGCCUGUUUGAGGAGUUUAACCAAACCUCCCAGGACCUGCAGAGCAAACGGACAGCCAUUGAGGCUUUCAGUGAAAUCAUUCGGAUCUUUGAGGAGGAAUGUGAAACUCAAGAACGCUACAGCAAGGAAUACAUCAACAUGUUCCUCACAUUAGACAGCAGUACAGAGACCGAUAAGAUUCAAAGCAGCUCUGAUGAGCUGCAGUCGAGGGUGGAGGAAAUCCACAACAGCAAGAAGAAGUUGGAGGAAGACCUGAGAAAGAAGGCGCUGGCUCACGUUGAGGUCGACAAGAAAAUAAGCAGUCUGAAGCCUGACCUUGUGCAGCUUAGGAAGAUCAGAGAUCAAUACCUGCUUUGGCUCACCCAGCAAGGUACAAAGCAGAGCCAGAUUAAUGACUGGCUUGGUAUCAGGAAUGAAGAAGAGGACCCGUACACCCUGGCAGAUAAUACGCAUCAGGAGGAGACGAGUUGGUACGUUGGGGGCAUGAGACGAAAGGAGGCAGAGGAGCUGCUGAGGGGGAGGAGGGAUGGGACAUUCCUCAUCAGAGAUAGUCAGACUCAGAGAGGAUCCUUUGCCUGCUCUGUUGUUGUGGAUGGGGAUGUGAAGCACUGUGUUAUCUACAGGACGUCCACAGGAUAUGGCUUCGCUGAGCCUUACAACCUGUACUCAUCACUGAGAGAGCUAGUUCUCCACUACCGACACACAUCCCUGAUCCAACACAACAAGCAGCUGAAUGUAACCCUGGCCUGGCCCGCUCUCAGCCAGCAGCCCAGCUGAGACACACCAGCACGCCAUCCUCAUGGCGCUUUCCCAAAGCUUCACUGUAUAAGCACUGAGGACGCACCAAUAUGGACACUGUUACCAGGCUCUAACAGAGCACCGGUUAGUGUUGUCACUAUACAAGAAUUUUCACAAACAGUUCAAUGCUAAGAUUUGGAUAAAUAAUAAUCCUGCAUUGGCAUGAUGUCACAGCAAACAAAAAACACAUCACUGAACAACAGUCACUGAAAUGCUUUGCUAAGAUACUUGCAGCAGAUUUUCAGCCAUUUAUCCACACUAGUUUUAAGGUGGAUUAGGUCAUCACCAGCUUUGUUAGUUAAACGCACAAUAUGUAAUUUUCUGCUGCUAGGUAACUCUCAAUCAAAACAAUAUCAAAAGCUGGAGGUUGGUGAUGUUGUGAGUUGUUGUCUUCAUCACCAGUGCCGUCAUCGCAGUCAGCUACCCCCGGUUUGCAUUCCUUCAGUGUCAGUUGUUCAGGUUUUUACCAGGAGCUGAAUCAUGCUAAUGUUUGAAGCUUGUUUCUCUGAUAACUUAUGAUCCAGAAGUCCAAUGGCUAAAAUCCUUUAUCCGGUUAAAAUAUAUAGUUAAAAGCAACCAAGAUUGAAAAAGCGUAAUGUUAAAAUUCGGCUUAAAACUGGAUAAAAAUACAACUUUUACUGCUUCUGACAGACAUCAACAACGUUGAUACAUGAGCAAAGGGGAUAUGAUGCCAUUGACAGGUUGAAAAAGACCUUGAUAAAAAUGAGAGUUUUCUGUAGGUUUAAAAAUUGCUGGAAACAAUUGGGAUAAUGCAAGUAGAAAUCAAAAAUAUAUAUAAACAUAGGCUUCGUUGUUUUUAGACAUUUUAAUGUGAAAAAGUUACAUAUUAUACCUUUAAAUACAAAAGUUGAAUAUUUAGCUCCUAGCAUCAAUUUUUUGAAAAAGCCAGACUGCAGCUCUGUUCUAAUCUAUCUAUCUAUUUUUUCCGUAUAUGAAAAUCUCAUUUACUUGCCCUUUGUACAUACAGCUUGCAAAAUACAGCUGGGAUUAUGUACUUAGUGUUAAAAGAAUUUAACACUGAAUUAAAUCUUUCCCAGCAGCACUGAGGUAGUACUGAAAUAUUACCUCAUCACAACAACACUAGUAUUGGUAUCAGCAAGUUUCUAAAACCUGUGAGUAUUAAACUUGCAAAGCCAUUGGUUUUUCAUAUAUUUCUUUGAUGGAGAGAUAAUGAUGAUGGUUAUCCACUAAUCCAAACAUUAAAGUUUGGAGUCCUGAAAUGUAAGCACAAGAAAUCUUAAAUAUUUUAGAAGUUGAACAUAAAUUUUCAGUAUUAAAGUCUUUAUCUCUAGAUUUGGCCACUCUUGCCUUAUAAUGUACCUCAAAUAUUUCUAAAAUAUUUUUAACCAACAACCCAAGUUAAUGCUUUGUAUUGUGCUGUAUUGGCGUCAGCAAGUACUGAGCGGUCUGAGCCAAAUUCAUUCAGACCAGAUUGCUGGUUGAAACCUUUUAUUUCAGUCAAACAGAUUCUUGUUGGCACUGAUGUGAAUUUUUCUGUUUUCACAUUGGGGUUUCUAUAGGAACUCAAGCACUGAAUGGCUAAUUAGAAUCUUGCCAUGUUUUCAUUAGGGUUGGGCAAU
This is a messenger RNA of Seriola aureovittata, 4066 nucleotides long. Its product is annotated as phosphatidylinositol 3-kinase regulatory subunit gamma-like. Gene Ontology annotation, molecular function: 1-phosphatidylinositol-3-kinase regulator activity. The record is from RefSeq and is a predicted model, not a curated record. The transcript is spliced from 11 exons. NCBI's taxonomy places the organism in Eukaryota, Metazoa, Chordata, Actinopteri, Carangiformes, Carangidae. Gene Ontology annotation, cellular component: phosphatidylinositol 3-kinase complex. Gene Ontology annotation, biological process: insulin receptor signaling pathway; phosphatidylinositol phosphate biosynthetic process. The coding region runs from base 777 to 2444 and encodes 555 amino acids.